AAUGCAUUUCAUUUGCACUCUCUUUCAGUGCCCAUCAAUGGCAAUGGCCUCUACUUUCUCCCUCACCAACACCACCAUCACACCUUUCCUCUCUCCCACUUCUCCGCCUAAGAUCUCUUCCUUCCGCUUUUCCAAUUCCAGAUCACUCCCCCUCCCUACUCUCUCCACCGCCUCUUCUUCUCCCACUACUAUUUCACAUGCUCCAAAUGACUACAAAGACGCCCCUAUUGAAUUAAGGUACCCUGCAUUUCCAUCCGUCUUGGACAUCAAUCAGAUUCGUAACAUUCUCCCACACAGGUUUCCAUUCCUUCUAGUGGAUAGAGUUAUUGAGUACAACCCUGGAGUUUCAGCCGUCGCCAUCAAGAAUGUAACCAUCAACGAUAACUUCUUCCCUGGACAUUUUCCUGAAAGGCCUAUCAUGCCUGGUGUCCUUAUGGUUGAGGCAAUGGCACAAGUUGGCGGAUUGGUCAUGCUGCAACCCGAGGUGGGAGGCUCUCGCGAGAAUUUCUUCUUUGCCGGAAUAGAUAAGGUGCGAUUUAGGAGGCCGGUGAUUGCAGGAGACACUUUGGUUAUGAGAAUGACACUCAUCAAACUGCAAAAGCGAUUUGGAAUAGCAAAGAUGGAAGGGAAGGCCUAUGUUGGAGGUGAAGUUGUCUGUGAGGGUGAGUUCUUGAUGGCUACUGGCUCUGGUGGCGAAUAGUUUUAGAAACCUCCAUCAAAAUGGUGUUGACUUUGUUGCAUUUCUCUCGGGCUUCUCAGCACUUUUUUUAGUUGUUUUUGUUUUGCUACCAUAUAUUCUUUUAUAUGGAAGAAGAGAACAUAGUCGGCAUUGUUACUUAUGCUUAUUUUUGUAUGCAUUUCAAAGUAUCUUUACAUUCUGUAUGAAUUUUGCUACAUACAAACAUGGCCCAACAUGAUCCUUAUGCAAGUAUAUU
Molecule: messenger RNA, 935 nt
Organism: Arachis stenosperma
Lineage: Eukaryota; Viridiplantae; Streptophyta; Magnoliopsida; Fabales; Fabaceae
Exons: 4
Coding region: 2-700 (232 amino acids)
Biological process (GO): fatty acid biosynthetic process
Molecular function (GO): hydro-lyase activity
Source: RefSeq, a predicted model, not a curated record